This is a messenger RNA of Bubalus bubalis (water buffalo), 4759 nucleotides long. It is a transcript of the gene PRDM8, whose product is annotated as PR/SET domain 8. Gene Ontology annotation, molecular function: protein binding. Gene Ontology annotation, cellular component: nucleus. Gene Ontology annotation, biological process: regulation of DNA-templated transcription. The transcript is spliced from 6 exons. The record is from RefSeq and is a predicted model, not a curated record. The coding region runs from base 531 to 2588 and encodes 685 amino acids. NCBI's taxonomy places the organism in Eukaryota, Metazoa, Chordata, Mammalia, Artiodactyla, Bovidae.
GCUGCUGCGGCUGCGGAGACGGCGACUGCUCGGCAAGGAGGGCGGGUUCCUCCGCCGGAUCGGCUUCGGGUAGGAGCCGGGCCGCCGAGGGGCGCGCCGGGGCUGUGCCCGCGGGGAAGGAGCCCCGCAGGCCCCAGGAGCAGAGAGAGUUGAAUGUCGAAAAAGAACCCCGAGAUCCCCCAGCGAAAAUGUGUGGCGGAAUCCUGCAGAAGGAGUCGACUUUCAGGGUGUUAAAGACUUCCAGUCAUUAGCAUCAGCUGCUGCACUAAAGGGGCAAGCCAGCGCCUCUAAGUGGCUUAGCGCACAAACGAGGCUCCUGAGACGGCCUCGGCCACUCCAUCCACUCUUCCACCACCUGCUGGACGUGAAAAGCUCUCCGGAGCCCACCUCGGCAGAGCCUACUUGACAGCAACACCAACACCUCUCGACAUGGAAAUACACUGAUACAAUAGGCAAAAGAAACACUCGUCUGCAUCUCCCGGUUCCAGGUGGCCUUAUUAGGGCGGUUUGAUCCUGACCUUAUUCCUGUGAUGGAGGAUUCAGGCAUCCAGCGAGGCAUCUGGGAGGGAGAUGCCAAGGCUGUCCAGCAGUGUCUGACAGAUAUUUUUACCAGCGUUUACACCACCUGCGACAUCCCUGAGAAUGCUAUAUUUGGUCCCUGCGUCCUGAGCCAUACUUCCCUGUACGACAGCAUAGCUUUCAUAGCUCUCAAGUCCACAGACAAGAGAACGGUCCCUUAUAUCUUCCGGGUAGACACUUCAGCGGCUAAUGGUUCCUCGGAAGGUCUCAUGUGGCUGCGUCUGGUCCAAUCAGCCAGAGAUAAAGAAGAGCAGAACCUUGAAGCCUAUAUUAAAAACGGACAGCUGUUUUACCGCUCUCUCCGCAGGAUUGCCAAAGAUGAGGAGUUACUAGUUUGGUACGGGAAAGAACUGACCGAGUUACUCUUGCUCUGCCCCUCUAGAUCCCACAGCAAAAUGAAUGCAGGGUCGUCCCCUUACACAUGCCUGGAGUGCAGCCAACGUUUCCAGUUUGAGUUCCCCUAUGUAGCGCAUCUGCGCUUCCGCUGCCCCAAGAGACUUCACGGCACUGAUCUGAGCCCCCGAGAGGAGCAAGGCGGCGGCGUGGGUACCAAGGAUCACGGAGGCGGCGGCGGCGGUGGCAAGGACCAACAGCAGUCGCAGGAGGCACCCUUGGGUCCUGGCCCGAAGUUCUGCAAAGCCGGUCCGGUCCACCACUACCCGGCCCCCUCCCCCGAGAGCGGUAACCCGCCGGCGGCUGGUGGCGGCAGCGGCGCGAAGCCGUCCACGGACUUUCACAACCUGGCGCGGGAGCUGGAGAACUCCGGGGGCGCCAGCAGCUGCUCCCCGGUGCGGAGCCUCGGCGGCGGCAGCGGCCACCAGGAGGCGGAGCUGAGUCCCGACGGCAACGCCGCGGGCAUGGGCAAAGGGAAGAGGAAGUUCCCGGAGGAGGCGACCGAGGGCGGCGGCGCGGGCCUGGUGGGGGGCCGGGGCCGCUUCGCCGAGCGGGCCCUGCCCGCCUCCAAGGAGGACCUGGUGUGCACGCCGCAGCAGUACCGCAACUCGGGCAGCUACUUCAGCCUGGAGGAGAACGGCCGCCUCUUCGCGCCUCCCAGUCCCGAGACGGGAGAGGCGAAGCGCAGCGCCUUCGUGGAGGUGAAGAAGGCGGCCCGGGCGGCCGGGGGGCCGGAGGAGGCGGCCGCCGACGGCGGGGGCGCGGCCGCCGAGGAGCAGGACGCGGGCACCGGCGGCGGCUCCUCUUCCACGCCUGUGGCCGCGUCCCCGGCCGGCACCGAGAAGCUGCUGGCCCCGCGGCCUGGGGGCGCGCUGCCAGGCCGACUGGAGGGCGGCAGCCCGGCGCGGGGCAGCGCCUUCACCUCGGUGCCGCAGCUGGGCGGUGCGGGCGGCGGCGGCGCGGGCGGCGGCGCGGGCGCUGGGGGCGGCGCGGGCGGGGCGGGCGGGGGCCAGGGCGCAGCGGCUGACGAGCGCAAGAGCGCCUUCUCGCAGCCGGCGCGCUCCUUCUCGCAGCUGUCCCCGCUGGUGCUGGGCCAGAAGCUAGGCGCUCUCGAGCCUUGCCACCCCGGCGACGGGGUGGGCCACACCAGACUGUACCCCGCCGCCUCCGACCCCCUGGCCGUGAAGCUCCAGGGAGCGGCGGAGCUGAACGGAGGUUGCGGGGCCCUGCCGAACGGCGGCGGCGGCGGCGGGCUGCCCAAGCAGAGCCCGUUCCUCUAUGCCACCGCCUUCUGGCCCAAGAGCUCCGCCGCCGCGGCGGCCGCAGCGGCGGCGGCUGCGGGGCCCCUGCAGUUGCAGCUGCCGUCGGCGCUCACGCUGCUGCCGCCCUCGUUCACCUCGCUGUGUCUGCCCGCGCAGAACUGGUGCGCCAAGUGCAAUGCCUCCUUCCGCAUGACCUCCGACCUAGUGUACCACAUGAGGUCGCAUCACAAAAAGGAGUACGCCAUGGAGCCCUUGGUGAAGCGGAGGCGGGAGGAGAAACUCAAGUGCCCCAUUUGCAACGAGUCCUUCAGGGAGCGCCACCACCUCUCCAGGCACAUGACCUCGCAUAAUUGACACGGAAAGGACCUCCGCUUUCCGCGCGCGCGCACGCACAGUCAAACCACCUGCAGGAACAAACAUGCGAGGACAUCCACCACCUCCUUGUGACUGAAAACAUCACACCCGGAGACACACACACACACAUAGGCACACACACGUGGUCUCCUGCAACCCUUACAUCCAGAUGUUUACCUGUGACCUACACCACACACACACACACACACACACACACACACACACACACGAGACAGGAUGGUGGAUUUUUGAUCGGGUGGGUUGUUUGAAGGGUUUUCUUUUGAAUGCACGCAUUUUCACUUUCCCAAAAGCAAAGGUACAUUUUUUAAAAUGUCAUAUAUUGCAACAUAUUGAUGCAUUUGUCAUACGUUUCUACUUAAAUUAUUAAGCACUUACGGUUUAGAUGUAAUAAUUAUAUGUAAGGGCAAAAUUUAUUUUAGAUAUAAAGUAAAGGAGGAGGGUGAGAUGCUUCCUGCGUUUCUUGAUUACAGUUUGUGUUCUUACAAAAAUAAGCAAAACAAAUAAAAAGGAGGUAACCAUUCAGUUUAAGUUUCCAGGGGGAAGUGCAUGUAUCAUGAAAUGAUUAUGGACUUCAAUGAAGAAUGUCAUCAUUAUGUAAAUAUGUAUUUUCUUUUAAUACAAAGUGUAAUUUUGUGCCAGUGAAAUGGAGUCUGAAUAGUUAUGUGUUUCUUUUAUCCCUGGAAAGAUUUAUUAAACUUUAUAGAUUAUCUGGGUAUGUUGGAUGCUUUGACAAUAAAUGACUAUUUUCCUCAAAGCAAUUAUUGGGAAAGUGUUUUAAAAUGUUUUUUGUAGCUAAAGGCUACACUUUUGAGUGCGUGCUCAGUUGCUUAGUAGUGUCUGACUUUUUCCAACCCUAUGGUUCCUCUGUCCAUGGGAUUAUACUCUGAGUAGAUACCAUGUAUUUUCAUUGAGCCCCUGAAAAGAAGAAACUGCAAAAGAGAGGAAUGAUAAACCCUGCCCUACUUGUAUUAUUUACUCUAAGCCAAUUUUGAGCCUAAAAGUGAGAACACAAGGUGAUUAUUACUUGGGAAAUCUUUAUCUGGAAAGUGUUGCACUUCUUGAUCAAAGCACAAAUCAUUUAAACUAAGAUGCCUGCCAUGAAGCUAACCAGUGUCUGGGAUGUCAACAUUCUUUUCAGCAGCAGGAUAAGUAGCAUCUUCACAAGUGGCCAAAAGACAAACGAUUUUCAGACCUGGAUCAGGGACAACAGGUGAAAAGCCCACUUUUGGUUCUUACUAGUGAUGCUUGCAUGGAGGGGUAUCUUGUGCUCUAGAACCCUUUGACUUUCUGUCAUUAGUUAUUAAGAGACCCUUGGGAGAGUUUCUCCAGAAACUAAGGUGAAAUGACCAUGGUAGUCUAUGUAUUGCAAGGCCCUCUAAAGUUCUGAAUAGCUGCACAGCCUCUGGAAAAAACUAGCCCUGAAGUAUUACAAUACAGACCUAAUAAAUUUCCUCUUCUCCCUGCCCUUCAUCUUAUGAAAAAUCCCUCUGUACUCUUCAUAUAUUGAUAAUAGUUCUUAAAUAGUGUAUGUAUGUAAGUGUAUGUGGUAUGUAGAAAUCAGUAGAUCAAAACCAAAUGGUCCUUUAAGUCUCAGGGUAGCAUGCACUUAAUCCAUGGGCAUCUUCAGAGUAGUCAUUCUACAGGUGCUCUAGUAACCAAUACUACACUGGUUUAUGUAUAUCAGAGGAGGUGUUCCUUCCCAUUUUUAAUUCCUUCAUGUCUUGCCAACCCUCCCCUAUGUCAGAAGGAGAGUAUUUGUGAAAAGUUCUGAAAUGGGAGACUUGUACAAGGUCUUAUUGCAGACCUUCAAUGGCCUUCCCUAAAAGGAUUUUAAAGACUUCAUUAUCUUAAGGGGACUACAUAGCAAGUUACAAUUAGGUAAACAGAGACUAGGGGUAGGGCAGAGAUGGAUCCAUAGUGUGACCACUGAGAUGGGUGAAAAAACAGGUUGACUUCUUAAGAUUACCCAAGUACUUUUUGUGCUACAUUUCUUUGAGACCUGCUCUCAGUUUUCCUAAGCAACAGUCUGAUUAUCUGAAACACUAAUCCCCAGCAAGAUGUGAUGAGAAGAACAGUCCAAAAUUCCUGUUCUGUUUCUGCUCUGCAUGAUUAGUAGGACUUGCAUCAUUAUUGUUGGUAUCAUUACUUUA